This is a messenger RNA of Jatropha curcas, 2884 nucleotides long. The record is from RefSeq and is a predicted model, not a curated record. NCBI's taxonomy places the organism in Eukaryota, Viridiplantae, Streptophyta, Magnoliopsida, Malpighiales, Euphorbiaceae.
ACCCCACCCGCCCAACCACCACCGGAGACCACUCAUCUCUCCCUCUCUCCACGUCUCUUGGUCGCACCACGCCAAUCUCCUUCUAAACAUCUAGGGUUUUGACCCGCUUAAUGGAAUCGCCUCUUCCACCUUCACCUGACGCUCAACAGUCUAAUCUCGACGAAAUGGAAAUUCACUCGCCGGUGGUCGAUGACCCGUCUUCCUCAACUCUUUGGGACUGGGGCGAUCUGCUGGACUUCACAGUAGACGAUCAGUUCCCAAUUUCUUUCGAUUCCAUCGACAUUCCAACAACUGUCCCCACACAAGUCAAUGAUAUCGAAACAACUCAAGUUCCGGAUCGGGUCAGGAAGCGUGACCCGAGGUUGACAUGCUCCAAUUUUCUCGCAGGUCGGAUCCCCUGCGCGUGCCCCGAGAUGGAUGAGAAGUUGGAGGAAGAAGAAGGUAUUCCUGGGAAGAAGCGUGUCCGUACGACUCGUUCCAACUCGGGUAUUGCUCGGUGUCAAGUACCUGGCUGCGAGGCUGAUAUUAGCGAGCUUAAAGGUUAUCAUAAGAGGCAUAGGGUUUGCUUACGUUGCGCAAAUGCAAGUGCUGUUAUACUCGACGGAGAGAACAAGAGAUACUGUCAACAGUGUGGCAAGUUUCAUUUGUUGUCGGAUUUUGAUGAAGGUAAAAGGAGUUGUAGAAGAAAAUUAGAGCGCCACAACACUAGACGAAGAAGGAAAUCUCAAGAUCCCAAGGGGGCAGUUUAUGGGGAACCCCAAGGGGAGUUGCACAAUGAAGACAUUGCUUGUGAUGACGAAGAAGCUGGAAAAGACUGUCAGGUAGUUGAGAAAGAAGCAUUGGUUGAAUCAGUAGAUGGAAAUAUUUCUACCCUUCGUUCAGCUCCUAAUUCACAGAAUCUCAAUAGUGAUAGUGGUGUAUCUGUUGGAACUCCAAAGGAUGGUGGAAAAGAUGAUGAUUCCAAAAUUUCGCUUUCCCCUUCCAAUUGUGACAACAAGAGUUUUUACUCAUCUGUGUGCCCAACAGGUAGAAUAUCAUUCAAGCUUUAUGAUUGGAAUCCGGCAGAAUUUCCUAGAAGGCUUCGACUCCAAAUAUUUGAAUGGUUGGCCAACAUGCCAGUUGAGUUGGAGGGAUAUAUUCGCCCUGGUUGUACAAUAUUAACUGCAUUUCUUGCGAUGCCAACAUUUAUGUGGGCAAAGUUGUUUGAAGAUCCCUUGUCAUAUUUGCAUGAUUUUGUUAUUAUGCCUGGAAAAAUGCUGUCCAAGAGAAGCCCUAUGCUAAUUUAUAUGAACAACAUGAUCUUCCAUGUCAUGAAAGAUGAAAAUUCAGUGAUGAAAGUAAACAUGGAAGGACAGGCCCCGAGACUUCACUAUGUUCAUCCAAUAUGCUUUGAGGCUGGGAAGCCCAUAGAGUUUGUUGCAUGUGGAAGUAAUAUGUUGCAGCCUAAAUUUAGGCUUCUGGUAUCAUUUGCUGGGAAAUAUCUUGCUUAUGAUUACUGUGUAGCAUUACCACAUUGUCAUACUGAAGGGUGUUCCAGUAGUGACCAUCAAUUGUGCAAAAUAUGUAUCUCUCAUAUCGAACCUAAUGUCUUUGGUCCAGCAUUUAUUGAGGUUGAAAAUCAGAGUGGCUUAUCGAACUUUAUUCCUGUAAUUAUUGGGGAUGAAAAAAUUUGUUCUGAAAUAAAAGUGAUGCAGCAGAGAUUUGAUGCAUCUCAUCCGUCCAAUGGUUCACAGUGCGUAGUUUCUGAACAAAGACAGAUGGUUUUUUCAGAGUUUAUUUUGGAUAUAGCCUGGCUACUAAAGAAACCUUCAGCAGAAAGUUUUCUACAAUUUAGGAGCUCUUCACAGAUUCAAAGACUACACUCUUUAUUGAAUUUUUUGCUACACCAUGAGCUAACUGCCAUUUUGGAUAAAGUUUCACAAAAUUUGAAAAUCAUAUUGGAUAAAAUUGAGAUAAGCAGAGUUGUUUAUGGCAUUAGUGAUUCUGAUAUGGAGCUAUUACAGAAAUAUAUGGAUUGGGCCAAUAAUAUGCUUCUUAAAAAAGCUAAGAAAAGCGAUGGUUUAGCCUUCCAGUGGGCAUGCACUGUAGAGGAAGGAGGUUCUCAAAGAUUCUCUCGAAGUGACGUGCAUUCUGCUGCUCCGUUCAACAGUGAGGAUUUAGAGAGCAGUUCAGAUGGGAAGUCAGGUGUGAUGGAAAACUCAUCUGCUGUUGUUAGAAGUGAAAAGGUUCCACUUUUAAGUAAAGAGGUGGUUAUGGAUGUGAACGUCAUCAGAGGAAGGCCAAACAAGUCAUGUAGUCUCACUCUUUCCAACAGAAUCAUCAAGCCUCGACUCACUGUAUUUUUGAUUGCAACUGUUGCUGUUUGUCUUGGAGUAUGUGCCAUCCUCCUCCAUCCUAAACAGGUUAGCAAGUUAGCAGUAUCUAUACGCAGAUGUUUGACAGAGAAACUUUAGAUGCUAAAACCAAACUCCAUCCACAUGAAAAUGUGUCUUUUGGAUUGCUGGCUCUGUAAAUUCCAUUUUAAGUUGAUAGUAGAUCAAAUUGAGCUGCCUCAAGCAAAUAGUAUGGGGCUUAAUUUCUGACUCGUCAUUGUUUAUAGACUGGCGGUUCUACUUAUUACCGUGAUAAUAGUGUCUUUGAUGGCCGUUUUUGCGGAUGAUGCAUCAAGACAACUGAUUGGUUUUUUUUUUCGGUUGAGAUAAGAAUUCUUCGUUAGGCAUGUGUAUACCUUCUUCCAAUCUCUGACCUCAAGGCUGAAGCUCUUGUAUCUUUCAUUUUGUUGUGUAUUGAGCAAAUAAUUAUGCUGAACUCUUUGCUUUGAUAGUGUCAACAAAGGUCUAAUCACGAUGGAAUAAAUACUGCAUACCAUAUGACUGCUACCAAA